Messenger RNA from Dibothriocephalus latus, 961 nucleotides. The record is from the annotation of a GenBank genome assembly. Lineage: Eukaryota; Metazoa; Platyhelminthes; Cestoda; Diphyllobothriidea; Diphyllobothriidae.
CCCGCACAAUAUGAAAUCAUCACUGAUGCGUACCAUUCCUGGGCUCUUCUCUCUAUAUCUCUUUCUUCUGCCGUUGUGUGAUGCUUUACAUACAAAUAACUGGGCCGUCUUAGUAGAUACAUCACGGUUCUGGUUCAAUUACCGUCAUGCUGGAAAUAUACUGGGUGUUUACCGUAGCAUCAAGCGUUUGGGCAUUCCUGACAGCCGAAUCAUUUUAAUGGUUGCAGAUCAUUAUGCUUGUAAUCCCAGGAAUCCUAGGCCUGGCACCGUUUACCAAAGUGCAUAUAAUCCAAUCGAUCUCUACGGUGACGACAUUGAGGUGGAUUAUCGAGGAUAUGAAGUCACAGUUGACAAUUUCAUACGAGUAGUUACUGGACGCUUGCCUCCCUCGGCACCCUCAUCUAAGCGGCUAAACAGUGACCAAUUCAGUAAUAUACUCAUUUACAUGACAGGGCAUGGAGGUGAUGGGUUCUUGAAGUUUCAGGAUGAUUCAGAACUCUCUAGUGAUGAGCUUGCCGAUGUAAUUAACCAGAUGUGGCUCCGUCGAAGGUUCAAUCAUCUCAUACAUAUUACUGAUACGUGUCAGGCUGAAUCGAUGGGGAAGAAAAUUUACUCUCCGAACGUUAUAACGAUCGGAAGCAGUAAAAUUGGCGAGGACUCUUUUUCGCAUCAUUUGGACUCCGCCAUCGGUGUAUAUGUCGCUGACCGAUACUCUUACCAUGCUCUGCAGUUUUUGGAAAAGCUCAACCCAGACAGCCAAAAGAAAAUGGAUGAGUUUUUAGCCAUUUGUCCGUUCUCGGAGUGCCACUCACACGUUUCUGUCAGAACUGAUUUAUUUCCAAAAGAUCCAAGAAAUGUCUUGGUCACUGAUUUCUUUUCCAGUAACCAUCACAUACAAGAUGGUUCUCAUCUGCUUGGAAAACCUCUUAAUAUCUCUAUAGACACAAAACCGCUCAAGUAA